Penicillium atrosanguineum is the source of this 1614-nucleotide messenger RNA. RefSeq names its product sugar porter family MFS transporter. The transcript is spliced from 6 exons. Lineage: Eukaryota; Fungi; Ascomycota; Eurotiomycetes; Eurotiales; Aspergillaceae. Gene Ontology annotation, cellular component: membrane. Bases 1 to 1614 code for a protein of 537 amino acids. Gene Ontology annotation, biological process: carbohydrate transport; transmembrane transport. The record is from RefSeq and is a predicted model, not a curated record. Gene Ontology annotation, molecular function: carbohydrate:proton symporter activity.
AUGAUCGACCAAACCGGCCUCAGCGGUCUCACGGGAGGGCCGUUAGUGGCCGCAAUCACGACGGUUUGCGCGUCAUCUUUUCUGCUGUUUGGCUAUGAUCAAGGAGUCAUGUCCGGUGUGGUCAUCUCUAAAUACUGGCUGGACGAGAUGGGGAACCCCAGUACUGUGAUGACAGGCACUAUCACUGCGCUUUAUGAUGUCGGGGGUGUCUUUGGAGCAAUCAUUGCUGCAUUCACAGUUGAGCGACUGGGACGAAAGCGCAGUCUGAUGGUUGGCUCAUUCUUGAUCAUCAUUGGCUCUAUCUUGAUGGGUGCCUCAGUGGAAAGAAUCCAGAUGAUCGUAGGUAGAAUUGUGACUGGCUUGGGAAUUGGAUUCUUGACUUCGGUUGCACCUGUCUAUCAAAGUGAAAUCUGCCUUCCCAGUCAACGAGGCUGGCAUGUUUCCUGCCAAUUGACAAUGAUGCUUUUCGGGUUAAUGUUGUCUUACUGGAUCAACUACGCCUUCUACUUCCACCCGGGUCAAAUCCAGUGGCGUUUCCCCAUUAUAUUCCAAGCGGUCUUCGCCUUGUAUGUCUUGUUGAUCACACCGUUCCUACCCGAUACUCCUCGUUGGCUUAUGCUACACGAACCAUCGCCAGCACGAGGAACUGAAGUGCUUGCCAAAUUACGUGGAAAGCCAGAAGAUGACCAGACUGUACAGAAGGAAAAGUCAGAUAUUUUGUCGGCUAUCCACAUCGAAUCGGAGGAAGAGGGCCCCUGGAGAUCAUUGUUCACGGAUGGAGGGUGCGCGGCUAACAAGCGCUUCUUCUUAGCCGUUGGGAUUCAGUUUAUGCAGCAAACUUCUGGUAUUAAUAUUGUCACAUAUUAUGCCCCUACGCUUUUUCAAGACAGCUUGGGCAUGUCUCAGGAAGAGGCAUUGUAUGUGGGUUGUUUCCUGCAAGUGUGGUAUAUUAUCGCCUCGUUCCUCACGUGGUAUAUGAUCGACUCGGUUGGCAGGAGACGCCUCUAUAUCAUCAUGGCUCUUGGGAUGUGUGUCGUCUUGAUCUGCGAAGCCAUCACCGUGGCUAUUGGCACCACGCAAUCUGGAAUUGCGGCAGUUUUCUUCGUGUUUGCGUUCGAGGCUUGCUUUACGUGGGGCUGGAUGGCCACCGUGUGGGUAUACCCGGCCGAAAUCCUCCCUUUGAAGAUUCGCUCCAAGGGAGCGGCCCUGGCAGCAGCAGCAGAUUUUCUCGGAAAUUUCCUUGUUGUGGAAAUUACCCCGCCUGCCCUCGAAAACAUCGGCUACAAGACCUACAUCAUUUUCGCAAUCUUCAACCUCGUUGCAGCAAUGAUUGUCUACUGCUUCUACCCUGAGACAUCCUACCUGAGCCUGGAGUCGGUGGACCUUAUCUUCAUGGAGGAUGAGGAGCGUGAUCGGGAAAUUGAGUCGAAGCAGAAGUUCUACCACAAGGCCCUACAGUGGACUGUGGUUCCGAGAGCAAGGAUGGCUGUGAAUGAAGCCAAGGCCAGAAAAAGGGCCGGGCUUGCAGAGACCUCAGGCGAUAUUGAACAAGCGGCAGUUCGGAGGGACUCGAAAGCUGGGAUCCAGCCGGAUCAUGCUGAGUAUACGGAAUGA